AGCUACCUGACCGCAGUUGCCGAAGACGACGACGACGCUGCUGACGCUCAGGCGGGCCGCCGGGUAGAGGAGGCGCGGCUCUCCCCCUAAAUCCUUUCCGUUUCGGCUUUCCUCUUCUCACAUCGGCGUACCGAGAAAUGUCCACCCGUGGCUUUACCAACCCGAGUUCUCCCGUCGGUAUCGGAGCAAACCCCGCCGUUAACGGAGGUGUCAGCCUGCACUACCAGAACGGUCCUGCCGCGGCCUACCAGCCUUUGCCACUUGCUAACUAUGGAGGGCCCCACAUGGUGUACCAGGCGACCCACAAGAACCCUGUGGUUGGCGGGCACUAUGGAAGUGGCUACUACCUGGACGGCAUGGGUACAGCCGGCCUGCCUCUGUCUGCUUCAGGGACUUUUCAAGGGCACCCAGUGGUCUAUGGCACUCGUCACGGGCAGCCCAGCACAUCUGUGCCUCCAGCUGCUCCCGGGUACCCCGCUGCUCCGGUGCCACAUGUGGCCUCAUCUCAGGGAUACCAUCCAACGGCAGCCUGUCUGUCCUCUCAGAUGGCUGUCGGUCUGCAGCAGGCCCCCCUGGUGUGUGGUGCCACCACGGCUGCCUCCUGCACAUGGACUCGCUCAGCCCCCUCAGCUCCUCAUAUCUCUGCUGCUAACUCUGGAGACCAAAGACCUCAGCCCUCUGGCACGCGGGCACCUGCUGCCACAUCUCCAACUCCACAUGUGACGCCUGAAGGCCUGCACUAUGGAUACGUCGCUAAUAGUCAAACUCCCUUGUCAUCGGCCUCUGAUGAUGAGGAAGAGGCGACGGAGGAGGAGGCAGAGGAGGAUGAGGAAGCAGGCGCUGGGACGUCGUCGAGCAGCAGCAGCGCCAGCAGCUCCAGCUCCUCUCCUGUGCCGACUAGUUAUGGAGCCUUGGAAGGAGGAAGCUGUCCAGAUCCCGUGCCCUCCCAAGCCUCCAAAUCUGCUAAGCCCUUUGGCUACGGCUACCCCGCCCUCCAACCAGCUUACCAGCAGUCGCCACCCCCGACCUCCCCGACGCCCCCUGUGGGUGGCCCUCCUGGCUAUCAGCCAUACUCGCAGCCAUAUCCGAGUGUGAGCCACUUGUCAGCAGCUUUGGGGGGGCUCAGCCUGCCACACGAACAGCUGGAGGGUCUGAGGCCCGUCAACCUUCUGCAGGACCGGAAUAUCCUGCCUGGUGGCCCAGUUCAAGCGCCCGUACCCAACCUCAGCAGUGACCUGAAGAGGAUAAACUGCAGUCCCGACUCCUUCAGGUGCACGCUGAGUAACAUUCCUCAGACCCAAGCCUUGCUGAACAAAGCGAAGCUGCCACUUGGCCUGCUGCUGCACCCCUUCAGAGACCUCACGCAACUGCCCGUCAUCACGUCCAACACCAUCGUCCGCUGCCGCACUUGCCGGACUUACAUCAACCCGUUUGUGUCCUUCUUGGACCAGCGUAGGUGGAAAUGCAAUUUGUGUUACCGAGUCAACGACGUCCCUGAAGAGUUCAUGUACAACCCCGUGACGAGGUCCUAUGGGGAGCCACACAAGCGACCCGAGGUUCAGAAUGCGACGGUGGAGUUCAUCGCCUCUUCGGACUACAUGCUUCGUCCUCCUCAGCCUGCCGUUUACCUCUUUGUCUUGGAUGUUUCCCACAAUGCAGUAGAGUCUGGCUACCUGGGUGUGCUGUGCCAGUCGCUGCUUGAGAACUUGGACAAGCUUCCUGGGGAUGCGAGGACAAGGAUUGGAUUUGUAACCUUUGACAGCACUAUUCACUUUUAUAACUUGCAGGAGGGCCUGGCGCAGCCUCAGAUGCUGGUCGUGUCGGACCUCGACGAGGUCUUCUUGCCAACUCCCGAUGGUUUGCUGGUUAACCUCAAAGACAGCAAGGAGCUUGUGAAGGAUCUUCUAAGCGCUCUCCCAAAGAUGUUCGUUCACACGAGAGAGACGCACAGUGCUCUGGGACCUGCCCUCCAGGCUGCUUUCAAGCUGAUGUCUGCCACUGGCGGCCGAAUCUCCGUGUUCCAGACUCAGCUGCCAUCUCUGGGUGCUGGCCUUCUUCAGUCGAGGGAAGAUCCCAACCAAAGAUCGAGCACCAAGGAUGUUGAGCAUCUGGGACCAGCCACAGAUUUCUACAAGAAGCUGGCUCUGGAUUGUUCUGGUCAGCAGAUCGCCGUCGACCUGUUCCUGUUGAGCUCCCAGUACUCGGACUUGGCCUCCAUAGCGUGUGUGUCCAGAUACUCCGCCGGCUGCAUCUUCUACUACCCGUCGUUCCAUCACAUCCACAAUGUUGUGCAGAAGGAGAAAUUUGAAAGAGACCUGUGCCGCUACUUCACUCGCAAGAUCGGCUUUGAAGCGGUCAUGAGGAUCAGGUGCACCAAAGGCCUUUCCAUCCACACUUUCCAUGGCAAUUUCUUUGUAAGGUCCACCGAUUUACUGUCUCUUGCCAAUGUGAAUCCCGACUCUGGCUUUGCCGUCCAGAUGUCCAUCGACGAAAGUCUCGCCGACACGUCACUUGUUUGCUUUCAAGCUGCUCUUCUUUACACGUCCAGCAAAGGUAAACGAAGGAUUCGUGUCCACACUCUGUGUCUGCCCGUUGUCAGCUCCUUAAACGAGGUGUUUGCUGGAGCCGACGUCCAGGCCGUCACGUGUCUGCUGGCUAACAUGGCCAUUGACCGAGCAGUCUCUUCCAGUCUGUCGGACGCCCGCGAUGCGCUGGUCAAUGCUGUGGUGGACUCGCUGGCCGCGUUUCGCUCCAGCACUUCAGGCCUGCAGCAGUCUGGCCUUGUGGCCCCCUAUGCUCUUCGGCUCUUUCCUCUUUUCGUCCUCGCUCUUCUUAAACAGAAGGCUCUGAGGACGGGGACCAGCACUCGCCUGGACGAGCGGGUGUUCGCCAUGUGCCAGUUCAAGAGCGAGCCCCUCGCACAGCUCAUGCGCGUCGUUCAUCCCAACUUGUACCGAGUUGACCGUCUGACGGACGAGGGAGCCCUGCACAUCAAGGACUGCGUGGUGCCCCAGCCUCCGAUUCUGCAGCUUUCAGCCGAGAAGCUCGCCAGGGACGGCGCCUUCCUCAUGGACUGCGGCUCAGUUUUAUAUCUGUGGCUGGCCAAAUGUUGUGACGCUGCGUUUCUACGUGACGUGCUGGGCUUUCCAGACUUUAACUCCGUCCCGGCAGACAUGGUGCGGCUUCCUGAGCGCGACACGGUGUCCUCGGAAAGAACGCGAGGGUUUGUCACCUGGCUUCAGGAGAGCCGACCGUUCACUCCGGUCCUUCAUGUCAUCAAGGAUGAUGCUUCUUCUAAGAGCAACUUCUUCCAGCAUUUAGUUGAAGAUCGGACAGAAGCGGCGUCGUCGUACUACGAGUUCCUGCUCCACAUCCAGCGGCAGAUCUGCAAGUAGGCUGAAGCGCUAGUGGCAUAGAGGGGCACCCCGUGGGGCGCCACACCUUAGGGACACUAGGCUCCGACCUCGGGCCUGUCCGCCAGCCGGGAUCUGGCAUUUGGCACCUAGCGGUAGGACACUGGCGGGCACCACACGAGAGGCCUGUGCCCUCGGGAGGUUUGUGAGCUAACCGUGGCUCUGUCUCUGUGCCCAGCUGGGAGUGGCGGGCAGUCAGACAGAUCUCUCUUUGUAAUUCUAUUGCACAUCUUUUAUGUGAAAUUAUUUAUGAGCAGCUUAUUAAAAAAGACAUAUUUUGCUUCA
Messenger RNA from Erpetoichthys calabaricus (reedfish), 3698 nucleotides. RefSeq names its product SEC24 homolog B, COPII coat complex component (gene sec24b). Gene Ontology annotation, molecular function: zinc ion binding; SNARE binding. Gene Ontology annotation, biological process: intracellular protein transport; endoplasmic reticulum to Golgi vesicle-mediated transport; COPII-coated vesicle cargo loading. Lineage: Eukaryota; Metazoa; Chordata; Cladistia; Polypteriformes; Polypteridae. Gene Ontology annotation, cellular component: endoplasmic reticulum exit site; COPII vesicle coat. The coding region runs from base 138 to 3395 and encodes 1085 amino acids. The record is from RefSeq and is a predicted model, not a curated record. The transcript has 24 exons.